AUGGAGGAGCCACCCGCCAAGAAACCUCGAAAGCUGCUCGAGGACAGCUCCGAAAGCGAGACUGAAGAUGGACCCGGAGGAGUUCCGCUCAACGGCGACUCUACGGAAGAGCCGACGUUGAAAAUCAACGAGGAAUAUGCCCGUCGCUUUGAACACAAUAAGAAGAGAGAAGAAAUGCAGAAAUGUAUUUUUAAGCAGGUCAUCUUGUAUACUGCUGGUGCUAACGUAACUUUUAUAGUGGAGGCUAAAUACGGAAAGAUUUCUGCCCUGGGCAAGCGGAAGAAAAGCGAUGAUGAUGACGAUGACGAUGAUGACGAUGAGGACGAGGAUGGUUCUGAGGAUUCCGAGGAAGAAUCAUCAGAUGAGGAGGAGGACGAAGAAGGAGAACUUGCUACGGAAGCUCUUGACGCGGAGAUUCAGGCUACGCUGAAUGCCAUCCGAUCGAAAGACCCGCGGGUCUACGACAAAGAUGCGAAGUUCUACUCAGAGUUCAAAGAAGAUGAAGAAGAGGAGGACGAGAAUAAGCGGGAAAAGAAAGAAAAGCCGAUGUAUCUCCGGGAUUAUCAUCGCCAGAACCUUCUGAGCGGGGCGUAUACAAAUGAAAACGACGAAUCUGAAUCCGCACCACCGCCAAAGACAUACGCACAAGAACAAGAAGAACUAAAGAAGACGGUCGUCAAAGAGAUGCAUGAGGCGGCGGAGAACCAGGGUUCGGACGAUGAUAUGGAUGACGACGGCGGUUUUCUUAUUCCCAAGUCGAAGGAAGUCCCCGAGAAUGACUCCAAGCCCGAAAUUGAACUGGACGUUGAAAACGCGGAUAAGGAUCCCGAAAAAUUCCUGUCAGACUACAUGGCUUCCAGGGCGUGGAUACCCAGGGAGAAUUCGAAAUGGCAGGCCUUUGAAUCAGAUGACGAGGAGGAAGAAGCGAGAGCCGAGGCUUUUGAGGAGGCAUAUAAUUUCCGAUUCGAAGAUCCCAAUAAGGUCAACGAGAAAAUUGUCACCCACGCACGUGAUACGACCAAUCAAUUGUCAGUUCGCAGGGAAGAAAAGAGCAGGAGAAAGAGGCGCCGAGAGGCGGAACGGCUGAAGAAGGAGCAAGAGAAGCAGGAGAGAGAAAAUGAGAAGAACCGGCUGCGCAAGCUCAAGAUGGAAGAAAUGGAGGAGAAGGUCCGGAAGAUCAAGCAGGCCGCAGGGAUCAAAGUCUCAGACAUCACCGACGAGGAGUGGGCCCGUUUCCUCGAUGAGAACUGGGACGAUGAGAAAUUUGAAAAGGAGAUGCAGAAACGCUUUGGUGAAGAGUAUUAUGCCCAAGAAGAGGAGGAGGCCAGCGGGGACGACGACGAUGGCAAACAGAAGAAGAAGAAGCGUCCGAAGAAGCCUACGUGGGAUGACGAUAUUGACAUCAAAGACAUCGUGCCCGACUUUGAGGACGAGGAAAAAGUCGAACAGGGCCAAUCUGAAGAAGACGAGGGGGAGGAGGAUGCUGAGGAAGCAGAGGGCACCAAGUCCAAGAAGCAAGAGAAACGCGACCGGAAGCGCGAGGCUCGCAAGGAGCGACGCAUCAUUGAAGAAGCUGUUGACCGCAAUCUGGACCUUGACCCGACCCUUCUCCCUGGCGCGACCAAAAAGAAUUCCACGCGUUUCCGCUACCGGGAGACCUCUCCUCAGAGCUUCGGUCUGACCGCACGGGACAUCCUCUUUGCCGACGACGCCCAGCUGAACCAGUAUGUCGGCCUGAAGAAGCUGGCCACGUUCCGUGACCCUGAGAAGAAACGUCGUGAUCGGAAGAAGCUCGGAAAGAAGGCUCGUCUGCGGAAGUGGCGCAAGGACGUCUUUGGCAAUGAGGAAGGCCCCCAGUUCGAUUUCAGCCAGCUUCUGGCACAGAAAGCCGCUGCUGAUGGUACCGCUGCCGGACCUGAGGGAGGCGACCAGGAUGAUGAGAUGAAGGUCGACAUCCGGGAAGGAGGUUCGCGGAAGAAGAGAAAGCGAUCGAAGAAGCGUAAGAAGACAUCAUCAUCAGCCUAG
Messenger RNA from Rasamsonia emersonii CBS 393.64, 2025 nucleotides. Its product is annotated as Ribosome biogenesis protein Kri1. Gene Ontology annotation, biological process: endonucleolytic cleavage in ITS1 to separate SSU-rRNA from 5.8S rRNA and LSU-rRNA from tricistronic rRNA transcript (SSU-rRNA, 5.8S rRNA, LSU-rRNA). Bases 1 to 2025 code for a protein of 674 amino acids. Gene Ontology annotation, cellular component: nucleolus; 90S preribosome. The record is from RefSeq and is a predicted model, not a curated record. The transcript has a single exon. Lineage: Eukaryota; Fungi; Ascomycota; Eurotiomycetes; Eurotiales; Trichocomaceae.